Molecule: messenger RNA, 5865 nt
Organism: Salvelinus fontinalis (brook trout)
Lineage: Eukaryota; Metazoa; Chordata; Actinopteri; Salmoniformes; Salmonidae
Product: solute carrier family 23 member 1-like
Exons: 12
Coding region: 263-2110 (615 amino acids)
Biological process (GO): transmembrane transport
Cellular component (GO): membrane
Molecular function (GO): transmembrane transporter activity
Source: RefSeq, a predicted model, not a curated record
UGUAAUUGGGUUCACAUGAGAGGCUGGUGGUGGGACUCAUUUCAGUUACAAUCAGCAACAGCAGUAGUCUCGUGUUCAAAUCUCUCUUUACUUACUCUCUCUAACUCUCUCCAUCCCUCCUUCCCCUAUUUUGCUCUCUCUCUCCCCUCAUCUCUCUUUUUUUCUCCUUCUCCUGUAUUCUCUCUCCUCUUUGCUCGCCUGUUGAGAUUAUUCACUCAUAACUCAGAGGACCCAACAUCCUAGCUGAGUCCAGACUGGAGCCAUGGCUCCAGAAAAGGAAAGCAAUGGUCUCGAAAACUACGCAUUUGCUAUUGAUGGGCGUUUCUGUGAUCUGGAGAAGGAUGGAGAAGGCUCCGACCUCUCUGAGGAGGACGACAAGAACAAACUGGCUUACUGUGUCACAGACAUCCCACCCUGGUACCUUUGCAUCAUUCUGGGCAUCCAGCAUUGCUUGACAGCGUUUGGAGGGAUCAUCGCCAUUCCUCUGAUCCUGUCUCAGGGUCUGUGUCUGCAGCAUGACAGCCUGACCCAGGGCCACCUCAUCAGCACCAUCUUCUUUGUGUCAGGCGUGUGCACCCUGCUGCAGGUCACCUUUGGAAUCAGACUGCCCAUUCUACAGGGGGGUACUUUCACCUUGCUGGCUCCCUCCAUGGCCAUGUUGUCGAUGCCAGAGUGGACAUGCCCUGCCUGGACCCAGAACGCUUCCCUGGUCAACGCCACCUCUCCUGAGUAUGUAGAGGUGUGGCAGAGCCGCAUGCGAGCGCUACAGGGCUCUAUCAUGGUGGGCUCCUUGUUCCAGGUCCUGGUGGGUUUCUCUGGCCUCAUCGGUCUCUUCAUGCGUUUCAUUGGCCCCCUCACCAUCGCACCCACCAUCUCUCUGAUUGGCCUGUCCCUAUACGACUCAGCUGGAAUGAAUGCAGGGAACCACUGGGGCAUCUCAACUAUGACGACUGCUCUGAUCAUCCUGUUCUCCCAGUACCUCCGACACAUCCCUGUACCAUUCCCCACAUACAGCAAGACCAAGAAACUCCACACCUCCAAGAUUUACAUCUUCCAAAUUCUACCAGUGCUUCUUGGCAUCACACUGUCAUGGCUGAUCUGCUACAUCUUCACCAUCUCUGACGUCCUGCCCUCACAGCCAGAGCAAUAUGGCUACCUGGCUCGCACAGACCUGAAGGGGGAUGUCAUAGUCCAAGCCCCCUGGUUCAGAUUCCCAUACCCAGGUCAGUGGGGCUUACCAACAGUGAGCCUGGCGGGAGUGGUAGGGAUCUUGGCUGGGGUGAUAUCCUCCAUGAUAGAGUCGGUGGGGGACUACCACGCCUGUGCCAGGCUGUCAGGGGCCCCUCCUCCCCCAAAGCAUGCCAUCAACAGGGGCAUUGGCAUCGAGGGGCUUGGCUGUCUGCUGGCUGGGGCCUGGGGCACAGGCAACGGAACCACCUCCUACAGUGAGAAUGUGGGAGCAUUGGGGAUCACCAAGGUGGGCAGUCGAAUGGUGAUCAUUGCUGGUGGCGUCUUGCUGAUCAUUAUGGGACUGUUUGGUAAAAUUGGAGCCAUUUUCACCACCAUCCCCACACCUGUGGUUGGAGGAAUGUUCUUGGUCAUGUUUGGGGUCAUAUCUGCAGCUGGAGUUUCAAAUCUGCAGUAUGCAGACAUGAACUCCUCCCGGAACAUCUUUAUCUUUGGGUUUUCCAUGUUUUCCGGACUGGUCAUUCCAAACUGGAUAUUCAAGAACCCAGAUGCCAUAGCAACAGGUGUGGUCGAGCUGGACCAACUGCUGCAGGUGCUUCUGACAACCAGCAUGUUUGUUGGAGGCUUCUUUGGGUUCUUCCUUGACAACACCAUUCCUGGAACCAAGCGAGAGCGAGGCAUCCUAGCCUGGAACAAGAUCCACCUGGACGACUCCAGCAACACCUUGGAGAGUAGCGAGGUGUACAACCUUCCAUUUGGAAUCAGCUCUUGCCUCUCCUCCUACACAUGGGUUCGAUAUGUGCCGUUCCUCCCUCUGAAUGCACCCAGCUCACAGGACAAGCCCGGGGUGGACUCUUUGGAGACCAACAAGCAACCUGGGAAGCCAGAGCCCUCACAUAUCAUCAGAUCAGUGGCCCUAUGAACACUGAGCAAGCCCAGACUCUGGCUAAAACAACAACAACAAUAACAAAGGCAGCUCUCGUGACUUGGACCACCUGUCCUGCUCUUAAGACACUGUAAAAGAACGCAAUCCAUACUUAUUUAGUCAGACAUUUUCUACUCACUUCUUGGCCAGAAUCAGAUUAGCAGUAACCCUCGUUAGCCAACAAACGCAUAGCUUUUCAUUGUUUUUGUUUAGUCAGUGUCGGAGGUGUAACUGCAUUAGAGCUGAAAUAAUCCACAAGCGGCUCCUGGCAUUACCUAUCGCAUACAUUGCCAUUGGAUGCCAUUGGAUGCACCCAGUAGCAUUAGUAGAAAUCCCAUGCAGCCACGUUACAAGUUCAAACACUGGAAUGUGGGAUGUAAUGUACAUCUUAAUUAGGUUGAUAUAAAUCCCUAUUAUCCCUAUUAUGUUGACUUCCAGCGCCGACAGAGAAGGCCGCCUCGCUUCGCGUUCCUAGGAAACUAUGCAAUAUUUUGUUUUUUUACGUGUUAUUUAUUACAUUGGUACCCCAGGAAAUCUUAGGUUUUAUUACAUACAGUCGGGAGGAACUACUGGAUAUAAGAGCAACGUCAACUCACCAUCAUUACGACCAGAAAUACGACUUUCCCAAAGCGGAUCCUGUGUUUUGCCCACCACCCAGGACAAUGGAUCGGAUCCCAGGCGGCGAACCAAUACAACAACGCCGUUAAAGGGACAGACGAAGCGGUCUUCUGGUCAGGCUCCGGAGACGGGCACAUCGCGCACCACUCCCGAGCAUACUACUCGCCAAUGUCCAGUCUCUUGACAACAAGGUUGAUGAAAUCCGAGCAAGGGUAGCAUUCCAGAGAGACAUCAGAGACUGUAACGUUCUUUGCUUCAUGGAAACAUGGCUCACUCGAGACACGCUAUCGGAGUCGGUACAGCCAGCUGGUUUCUUCACGCAUCGCGCCGAUAGAAACAACCAUCUUUCUGGUAAGAAGAGGGGCGGGGGAGGGGGGGGGUUAACGAGACGUGGUGUGAUCAUAACAACAUACAGGAACUCAAGUCCUUCUGUUCACCUGACUUAGAAUUCCUCACAAUCAAAUGUCGACCGCAUUAUCUACCAAGAGAAUUCUCUUCGAUUAUAAUCACAGCCGCAUAUAUUCCCCCCCAAGCAGACACAUCGAUGGCCCUGAACGAACUUUAUUUGACUCUAUGUAAACUGGAAACCACAUAUCCUGAGGCUGCAUUCAUUGUAGCUGGUGAUUUUAACAAGGCUAAUCUGAAAACAAGACUCCCUAAAUUCUAUCAGCAUAUUGAUGGUGCUACCAGGGCUGGUAAAACCCUGGAUCAUUGUUAUUCUAACUUCCGCGACGCAUAUAAGGCCCUCCCCCGCCCUCCUUUCAGAAAUGCUGACCACGACUCCAUUUUGUUGCUUCCAGCCUAUAGACAGAAAAUAAAACAGGAAGCUCCCGCUCUCAGGUCUGUUCAGCGCUGGUCCGACCAAUCUGAUUCCACACUUCAAGAUUGCUUUGAUCACGUGGAUUGGGAUAUGUUCCGCAUUGCGUCAAACAACAACAUUGACGAAUACGCUGAUUCGGUGAGCGAGUUCAUUAGCAAGUGUAUUGGCGAUGUCGUACCCACAACAACUAUUAAAACAUUCCCCAACUAGAAACCGUGGAUUGAUGGCAGCAUUCGGACUAAACUGAAUGCGCGAACCACUGCUUUUAACCAGGGCAAGGUGACUGGAAACAUGACCGAAUACAAACAAUGUAGCUACUCCCUUCGCAAGGCAAUCAAACAAGCUAAGUGUCAGUAUAGAGACAAAGUAGAGUCGCAAUUCAACAGCUCAGACACAAGAGGUAUGUGGCAGGGUCUACAGUCAAUCACGGAUUACAAAAAGAAAACCAGCCCCGUUGCGGACCAGGAUGUCUUGCUCCCAGACAGACUAAACAACUUCUUUGCUCGCUUUGAGGACAAUGCAGUGCCACUGACACGGCCCGCUACCAAAACCUGCGGACUCUCCAUCACUGCAGCUGACGUGAGUAAAACAUUUAAGCGUGUUAACCCUCGCAAGGCUGAAGGCCCAGACGGCAUCCCCAGCCGCAUCCUCAGAGCAUGCGCAGACCAGCUGGCUGGUGUGUUUACGGACAUAUUCAAUCAAUCCUUAUCCCAGUCUGCUGUUCCCACAUGCUUCAAGAGGGCCACCAUUGUUCCUGUUCCCAAGAAAGCUAAGGUAACUGAGCUAAACGACUACCGCCCCGUAGCACUCACUUCCGUCAUCAUGAAGUGCUUUGAGAGACUAGUCAAGGACCAUAUCACUUCCACCCAACCUGACACCCUAGACCCACUCCAAUUUGCUUACGCCCCAAUAGGUCCACAGACGACACAAUCGCAACCACACUACACACUGCCCUAACCCAUCUGGACAAGAGGAAUACCUAUGUAAGAAUGCUGUUCAUCGACUACAGCUCAGCAUUUAACACCAUAGUACCCUCCAAACUCGUCAUCAUGCUCGAGACCCUGGGUCUCGACCCCGCCCUGUGCAACUGGGUACUGGACUUCCUGACGGGCCGCCCCCAGGGGGUGAGGGUAGGUAACAACAUCUCCACCCCGCUGAUCCUCAACACUGGGGCCUCACAAGGGUGCAUUCUGAGCCCUCUCCUGUACUCCCUGUUCACCCACGACUGCGUGGCCAUGCACGCCUCCAACUCAAUCAUCAAGUUUGCAGACAACACUACAGUGGUAGGCUUGAUUACCAACAACGACGAGACGGCCUACAGGGAGGAGGUGAGGGCCCUUGGAGUGUGGUGUCAGGAAAAUAUCCUCACACUCAAUGUCAACUAAACAAAGGAGAUGAUCGUGACCUUCAAGAAACAGCAGAGGGAGCACCCCUCUAUCCACAUCGACGGGACAGUAGUCGAGAGGGUAGAAUGUUUUAAGUUCCUCGGCGUACACAUCACGGACAAACUGAAUUGGUCCACCCACACAGACAGCGUGGUGAAGAAGGCGCCGCAGCGCCUCUUCAACCUCAGGAGGCUGAAGAAAUUUGGCUUGUCACCAAAAGCACUCACAAACUUUUGCAGAUGCACAAUCGAGAGCAUCCUGUCGGGCUGUAUCACCGCCUGGUACGGCAACUGCUCCGCCCACAACCGUAAGGCUCUCCAGAGGGUAGUGAGGUUUGCACAACGCAUCACCGGGGGCAAACUACCUGCCCUCCAGGACACCUACACCACCCGAUGUCACAGGAAGGCCAUAAAGAUCAUCAAGGACAACAACCACCUGAGCCACUGCCUCUUCACCCCGCUAUCAUCCAGAAGGCGAGGUCAGUACAGGUGCAUCAAAGCAGGGACUGAGAGACUGAAAAACAGCUUCUAUCUCAAGGCCAUCAGACUGUUAAACAGCCACCACUAACAUUGAGUGGCUGCUGCCAUACAUGUAAAAAAUGUAUCACUAGCCACUUUAAACAAUGCCACUUAAUAUAAUGUUUACAUACAAUACAUUACUCAUCUCAUGUGUACAUACUGUACUCGAUACCAUCUACUGCAUCUUGCCUAUGCCGUUCUGUACCAUCACUCAUUCAUAUAUCUUUAUGUACAUAUCCUUCAUCCCUUUACACAUGUGUGUAUAAGGUAGCUGUUGUGAAAUUGUUAGGUUAGAUUACUCGUUGGUUAUUACUGCAUUGUCGGAACUAGAAGCACAAGCAUUUCGCUACACUCGCAUUAACAUCGGCUAACCAUGUGAGUGUGACAAAUAAAUUUGAUUUGAUUUAAUGA